UGCUGACCUCUGGCAAAAAAAGGGAGCGAAUGAGGACAGGAGAGGCGGGUGGGGAGAGGUUCAAGUGCGGGUUUUCUCCUUGAACCUGGACUAUUAUGGGUCAGGAGCUGUGUGCAAAGAGGUUACAGCCAGCAUGCAAUUGCUACCACCGUUCCGAGGGAGGGGAGGCGCACAGCUGUCUGAGACGCCAGCCGGGGAGCGCCGAGGCUGCUGCUGCGUUGGAGCUAACAGACAUAAAAGGAGCAUCGUGUUCAACGUCUUCAUUUCACCCCAGGGGACACCAGGCUGGCGAUGGCCAGAAGCUGGAGAGUAAAAGGCCACGGAGUAACAGUGAUUCUUUUCAGGAAGAGAAUCUGAGGCAGGGGUUGCCAUGGAAGAGGAACCCCCCUUUUGGAGCAGCCUCAUCUUACUUGAACUUGGAGAAGCUGGGCGAAGGUUCUUAUGCUAAAGUUUACAAGGGGAUUAGCAGGAUAAACGGACAACUAGUGGCCCUAAAGGUCAUCAGCAUGAACGCGGAGGAGGGUGUCCCUUUCACAGCCAUCCGGGAAGCCUCUCUGCUGAAGGGUUUGAAGCACGCCAAUAUUGUCCUUCUGCACGACAUUGUUCACACCAAAGAGACUCUGACGUUCGUGUUUGAAUACAUGCACACAGACCUGGCGCAGUACAUGUCUCGGCAUCCUGGAGGGCUUCAUCCGCACAACGUCAGGCUUUUCAUGUUUCAACUUCUGCGGGGCCUGGCGUACAUCCACCACCAGCAUGUUCUUCACAGGGACCUGAAACCUCAGAACUUGCUCAUCAGUCACCUGGGAGAGCUCAAAUUGGCUGAUUUUGGUCUUGCUCGAGCCAAGUCCAUUCCCAGCCAGACAUACUCUUCUGAAGUGGUGACACUCUGGUACCGGCCACCUGACGCUUUGCUGGGAGCCACUGAGUACUCCUCUGAGCUAGACAUAUGGGGCGCAGGCUGCAUCUUUAUUGAAAUGUUCCAGGGUCAACCUUUGUUUCCUGGGGUUUCCAACAUCCUGGAACAGCUGGAGAAGAUCUGGGAGGUACUGGGAGUCCCUACAGAGGAUACCUGGCCUGGAGUCUCCAAGCUGCCUAACUACAAUCCAGAAUGGUUCCCGCUGCCUAAGCCUCAAAGCCUGCAGAUUGUCUGGAGCAGGCUGGGUAGAGUUCCUGAAGCCGAAGACUUGGCCUCCCAGAUGCUGAAAGGCUUCCCCAGGGACCGGGUCUCAGCACAGGAGGCACUCGGUCAUGAUUAUUUCAGUGUCCUGCCAUCUCAGUUGUACCAGCUUCCUGAUGAGGAGUCUCUGUUUGCGGUUUCGGGAGUGGAGCUAAAGCCAGAAGCGUGUGACCUGUCGGCCUCCUGCAGGACGGGUCACUACCUACCCGGGUUCAACAAAUGUUGGUGAGAAGAAAAGGGCUACAGCCGUCCUAUUUCAUUGUGUCCGCUGACUAUGAAGCUUCGUGCCCUGUUCUCUUCUGGAUCAGAGAUCCCUGUUCUCUCUCCUGUCACCUGGAAUACUUAAAAUGUGAUGUUCAAGGCAACGACACAAUACAUGAAGAGGAUGCGGUGCAAGGUUACUGCUACUGUUGUUGCCUAAACAGACGUAAACAGAGGUGGCGGGAGAAGAGGCCUUCAGAACAGUGUCCAGCGUUUGGACAAUCCCCUGGGCCAAAAGCUCCGUUUCUUUACAGGACAGAUGGAGAGGCAGACAACUGGGGCGUUCUGGAGCCAGAGCGGGUACUUGCUGAGGCCUGCCUCACGUGUGUCCUUACAAUUCUUCCCAACUCAGAGACUCCUGAGACAGGAGGGGCUUAGUCUGGCUCAGAGAGAAGGUGGUCUCUUGGAUAAAGUUGUCAACAAAUGGACUUGCUGGCGGCUAUUGGUGGUGACCCCAGGGAUGUGUUCUCCCUUCGCUGGCUAUCGGGAUGCAUUACUACUUCAAUUACCCAGGCUUUAGGAGCUUACGUUGAGCUCCUGGCUAGAGCUGAGUUUCAGUCUAUCACCUGCUACUGAAGCCUAAUUGUCUGCAGGGACUGAGAAAGCGAUGAGGAACCAAAGCUUCCAUUGAUGGUGGAGAUACUAGAGUUCCAGAGACGUAACUCAAGCUCUGGGGCACCAUCAGACACACGUGCACACACAGCACCCUCGGCAGGGGAUCCACCCCGGCUGACACUUGUGCCUCCUAAAGGAAGCCUGGGAAACUCAAAUUACUUCAUCAAGGAGUUGUCUCGUGAAAUCUAGUAGCCUAGAAACCAGAGACCACUAGGAGAAGGAACCAAUUAAGAGAGAAUUUUGAAAUGGUAACUGUCCACCCAGUGUCUUGGAGGAAAAGGAAUGCAGAUGGUCUCCCCGAAAAGCUGCCUUUGUGUAUAUUAGCAAGCUAUUGGACAAAGUCUGCCUGCUGCACCUGCCAGAUGAAACAGUGUGGGCUGGAUGGGGCGGGCAGGGUGUACGCAUAAAUGACAGGUCUUAUUCAACCUAGAAACAUGCCCAUAGCGGUAUGGUAAAGGAUUCAGACUUCAGUCCUGCUCUGGUCAAGGAUUUCUAUUGAUGACUUGAAUAAAUCAGAGAAAAUACAUAACUUACUCAUACAACUCACUGAAAUAAGUACUACUGCUAUUAUUAUCCCACCCUAUAAAUGGAAACUGAGGCUCCGCAAAGUUAAGCGAUUUCUCUAAGGCAGUAUGCCAGAGUUCAAGUGCAAACCUCACGUCUAAGUGUGUCCAGUGUCUGAGAUCUUCCUGAUAAACACAUCUCAGUUGGAUCUGUAGACUGAUGAAGGGGCAGCUGAUGUUUCACGUCGGCUCAUGAUUCAGAGGACUCAGACCUGGCUAAUCACAGCGAGUCAAAACAAUACUUAUUCCUGUCAGUUUUUAUCUGAUUUAAAUUAUUACACAUUGGCCUUAAAAUGCCUACAACGUAAGUAAGGCCUUGACUUAGUGGAAAGUGGGUCUUUUAAGUACAAGGUGAAUUAAUUAUAUAAUCUGUCGGCCCCCAACAGAUAAUGCUAAUCCCUUCAGGCUACAGAAAUGAAAGACUAAGACAAGACGAUGCCCCACACGAAGAAAAGCAGCUUGGUCUCCGAUCUGGGCACAUUUGAAUCAUGAAGCUCAGCUCCACGUAUCACAUACCACACUCUAAAAAAAAGCAUCAUAUGAAAUAGAUGUGAAUUGUGCACCUAUUAGUCUGCCCAUCUAAUCUUGCAUAAUCUUAGCAGUACUAAGACAUAGUAGAGCUUCCAGAGAGCACUCAGAGGCAGAUAGAAGUAGCUAGGGUUGGCUGCACAAACUGGCCCCAAAGCACACAAACUUCCCCAAGCACACCCCCAGCUCUGCUGUGUGCUCCAAGGUGGACGACUGGGACAAGCCGCAUGGAGGGACAGCUGCUGUAAGAGAAAACCCAGGAGCCAGAGACAGUCCUUCCAGUGGCAGAUGGCUGUCACGGAGGAAAGGGGCUGCCAGCGGCUGGGCCACUGCAGGUCAGUACAGGCUGCUGCUGCUGCUUUGGAGAGUCAGGAGGACUCACCUGCCCAUGAGCAGGGACUGAGUCCCCUGAGCUGGCUCAUCUGCCCAUGAACACAGCCAUGAACAGGGACUGAGUCCCCUGAGCUGGCUCACCUGCCCAUGAACAGGGACUGAGUCCCCUGAGCUGGCUCACCUGCCCAUGAACAGGGACUGAGUCCCCUGAGCUGGCUCCCCUGCCCGUGAACAGGGACUGAGUCCCCUGAGCUGGCUCAUCUGCCCAUGAACACGGCCAUGAACAGUGACUGAGUCCCCUGAGCUGGCUCAUCUGCCCAUGAACAGGGACUGAGUCCCCUGAGCUGGCUCAUCUGCCCAUGAACAGGGACUGAGUCCCCUGAGCUGGCUCACCUGCCCGUGAACAGGGACUGAGUCCCCUGAGCUGGCCCCCCUGCCCAUGAACAGGGACUGAGUCCCCUGAGCUGGCCCCCCUGCCCAUGAAUAGGGACUGAGUCCCCUGAGCUGGCUCACCUGCCCGUGAACACGGCCAGAGUCCCCACCGCAGUGGUGGCUUCCUCUGCCCCCUAGAUGAUACGGAGAGCAAUCACCAAGAUUCCUAGUUGGAAGUGAAGACAGCUGGUCCUUCGGAUCCUUAGCUUGACCUCUGAGCAUCUGGGACAGACCACACUGGGGUUUCUGUAAGACCCUGCUGCUGCAAGAGUAGGUAAAUUUGUUUUAUUUUCUAUGAAAGCAUUUUUUAAAAUUAAAUUAACAAAAUCAUCCUCUUUAGUUAGGUGGUGGUUGCGGAUGCCUUUAAUCCCAGCACUCAGGAGGCAAGAGGCAGGCUCAUCUGAGUUCAAGGCCAGCCUGGUCUACAGAGC
Molecule: messenger RNA, 4343 nt
Organism: Peromyscus leucopus (white-footed mouse)
Lineage: Eukaryota; Metazoa; Chordata; Mammalia; Rodentia; Cricetidae
Gene: Cdk15
Product: cyclin dependent kinase 15
Exons: 14
Coding region: 96-1409 (437 amino acids)
Biological process (GO): protein phosphorylation
Cellular component (GO): cytosol; cytoplasm; nucleus
Molecular function (GO): cyclin-dependent protein serine/threonine kinase activity; ATP binding; cyclin binding
Source: RefSeq, a predicted model, not a curated record